Rhopilema esculentum is the source of this 5526-nucleotide messenger RNA. RefSeq names its product protein KIBRA. The record is from RefSeq and is a predicted model, not a curated record. Gene Ontology annotation, biological process: negative regulation of organ growth; regulation of hippo signaling; regulation of DNA-templated transcription. Gene Ontology annotation, molecular function: molecular adaptor activity; kinase binding. Lineage: Eukaryota; Metazoa; Cnidaria; Scyphozoa; Rhizostomeae; Rhizostomatidae. Gene Ontology annotation, cellular component: cytoplasm.
GUGCUUAACGUCAUCGAAGACAUGCAGAAGCAAAGCGACAUCAAAGAGCGUACAUCGUGUGAAAAUGCUCCCUUAUUUAUAGCAUAAAUACGCGUUAUCCGAAAGAAAACAUAACAACUUGGAGGUUUAUUCCAGUAACUAGUUGGCCAGGAAACCAAAUGUGGGGCUGUCAUUGUGAAAAUGCCGCGGCAUAAUAGUGGAGAGAUGCCCCUUCCUCCUGGUUGGGAAGAGGCGAAGGAUGUUGAUGGAAAAACAUAUUAUGUUGACCAUCAAAACCAUACCACAACUUGGGUUGAUCCUAGAGACAGGCUAACAAAGCCAUUGACAUUUGCUGACUGUAUUGGUGAUGAGUUACCUCUUGGAUGGGAAGAAGCUGAAGACCCUAUUCUUGGGAGAUAUUAUAUUGAUCAUAAUACCAAUCUCAAUCAAUUUGAAGACCCAAGAAUAGUGUGGAGAAAAGAACAAGAAAACAUGAUACGAGAAUAUGUCAAUAGAGGAAAAGAUGACUUACAUGCAAGACAGGACAUUCUAGGGGUCAAAGAAAGAAGGCUGCAUCUAGCUCAGGAGGAGGUCGACCUUUUAACACACAAGCUAAGCAAGUGGGACAAAUACAAGAAGCAGGCCACAAGCACAUGGAGUGUUACAACAACAACAUCAACAUCUAGUGUAGAUAGGUAUGACCCAGAGCAAUUGAAAGAAGAUAUAAAUAAAGCAAAACAACGGGUAAAUAUGUUGAGACAGGAGCUUCAACAUGUGUCUGAAGAAGUGAGUUUGCAGCAACAAGGAAUUCGAAAACUGGAAGAGAUCGAUCAUCAGGUGCAUCGUUUUGGUACUCACCCUGGAGAUGAUAAUCAGCUGAUAGCUGAGAAAAUCUCAGCUGUUAGGCACCAGCUUGAAGUGGGAGAACGAGAGAGACAGGAGCUCUUGAAUAAGCUUCUGGGAAUGAAGAAUAACUUCAAUUUUCCUGAAUUGCCAGAGAGUCAGUUAGGAUCUAUGACAAGCCUCGCGUCAAGCAGCGGACCCCCAAGCCAAGCAGGAUCGAUGAUCGACCUGUCUACAUAUGGCGAAGGCCGCCAAGCACGCAAGCUAAUCCGCCGAGAUCAUCUUACUGCUUUGCAGCGAAUCACAGAAAUUGAAGGCGCUAUUGAGCAAAUUAACCAUUUCAUCGCUUCGACAAAGUAUGGACCGGAUCACCAAAGAUACGCCCUGUUAAAGGAGAAGGAGAAGCUCCUCUUAGAGCUGCAGCGGUUUGAAUUGUAUGUCAGGACCGAGGAAGAAAGAAUACAGUUAGAAGUUGAGCGAGAAAAACUCUUGUUAGAACUUGAAUCAGCGAGAGAGUAUUCAUCAAAAGUUAUGAAGGAUCGUCAGCAACUCGAAAGAGAACGAAAGCGACUUCAACACAUGCUGCAUGAGAAAACGAGAUUAACUAACAUGUUGGAAACUAAGCUAAAAAGUCUGUCGACAAGCACUCUUUCGAUGUCAUCUACCUCGAGUCACGGGUCAAUGUCAACAGGAAGCAGGUACUCUCUGUCAGCGUCAAGUAGAGGCUCUCUCAACUCCCUCAGUCAUUCGGCCAGUAAUCCAGACGGCCUUCAUCUUUCGAGCAGUAAUGAAUAUUUCCCGUCGACUUAUCACACAGUCUCAAAUCAAUGCCCACCGAUAUACGAGACUACAAAGCUAGAGUCCACCGGUUCAGGCGCCAAUACGUUAACAAACAACAGCCAAUCAAAGGGCUCAUCGUCUUCUAAAGAUUCCGUUUCCCUGUAUUCAAUAUCCCCUCCUAUUUCGCCUCUACAUUGUGACAAAGAUAGUUUGCAAUGGAACAAAAUUCCCACGGGAUCAUUGUAUCAAAAUAUGCAGUCACGUGGUGAACACGGCCAGUACAAUGACACGAAUCCCAUAGAUAGAAUUCAGAUGGACGCUCUUGUUAACAGAAUAGGAAGACUCACAAUGAACAUCCAAUCUCCUGAUAUGAUUGCUGCGUCGAACUACAUGUCUUACAGAGGGCUGGUAACGAAUGGAAGUGAACAGCGACCCGACAUGAAGAGCCAAGUGUAUGCAACCAUGUCUGAUGAAUCCGUUGCUGCGGAUAGCGGGGUGUUCGAAGCUCACCAUAAAGAAAUUUGUAGGACAUAUAGUGGCAAUUCUGUCGGAUCUCUAUGGUAUUCGGAUAAUGACCAAUUUGAUGCAGCUCAAGUAAAAAUGGCAUUGGAGUAUCAGCUGGAGCAGAGUAAACUAGUGAUUUCGAUAGAGAAAGGCAAAAACAUAAACCAUCUCUCAUUCAGCCACAUCACUGAAGUGUUCAUCAAAGGGACACUUCUGCCUUACGAUGCCGUUGAAACCGCGUGCUUCGCAACUCGUCGCUCCAGUGAUGUCAGCCAACCAGUAUUUAACGACCAAUUCAUACUGAAAAUUCCCAGAACGGAAGUGCUGAACAAAACUCUUGAACUUAGGUUAUGUGCAGUGAUUGAUGAAAGCAGUACUGAGUAUUUGGGUGCCGUGCGUGUUCAUCUAGCAAAUGCCAAAAAUGGCGCAGGCUUCAAGUGGUACACAUUCCUCAGUAACAGACUGAUCAAGGUAAAGAACGGGGUGAUGCUGCCAAUGUCGGUUUCUCUUGAGAAUAUGAAGCGAGCGACGGAUCAGCAAACAUCUGUUGAUGCGGAGGUGGAUUCUACACGACUGCGCUCGAGUUCAUGGGGUGGUGGUGGCAUUGAAAUGUUACACACCAGAAAUGUAUGCUCUGAAGCAAGGACCAGUCACACACACGCAACCAGUUCAGGGGACAAAAAGGAGCAAAGCAGUUGUGGUGAGAUUUUGCCGGAUGGAAGUAACCAGGCCUCAGAAUCAUUUGGAAGAUCCUUAUCUCAAGAAGAAGUUAUUUCAAAUAGAGCAAACGGUGUGGGGAUAAACAGUCGAAAUAGUUUGCUGCGUAGCUCAUCUGAUUGCACGGGAACGAGGCGUCUGGUACAUCCACAACCGCUUAUGUCUCGUUAUAAUUUUGAGAGGAGGAGCAUACGACGAUCAAAGAGACUGGCAGAAAAGCAAGCGCAAGCGAUUCAACGACGACCUCGAAUGCCAACACAUUAUGACCUCGAGAUGGAAUUACAGGCGGCUUAUUUGAAACAGGCCCAGCUAACGGAAGAAAUUAAUAGACUGAAAGACAUCAGGCAAGUCAUGGAGGAUACGAAAAUAGAUGGCAGGAGAAAUUUACCAGAAUGGGUUGGCGAAAAUAAACAGUUUAGAAAGCUUAUGGAGACGGCAGAACACGAAGGACGCAGCAGUCGAGGGGAAGUGUUUCCUUCCCAAAGGAAAUUCACUGCAUUGAUGAAAACAGACCCUAGCAAAGCUGAGAAACUGGACUUCAGGGAACGUGUGUCCUUCUUCACGAGCCCCAAGGUCAACGUGCCAGCCAACCCAGAGGUUCACUGGGUUUAAAUCGAAGAGUGCCAUGCCCACGACAAAGCAAAAAAAGGUGAGAACCCCCACGUUUCAGCUACGGAAAGUUGUGGCUGCCUCGACAAGCUGCAGGUUACUUCCUGAAGAAGCCGAUCCUGCGGUAAGGGUUAUCUUUGGUUAGAGUUUCCACGAGCUCCGGUCUACUCCUGUCUUUGAUACCCUUGGAAAUGAAUGCCUCCAACAAUCAAACUUUGACAACAUGUUCUUGGAUAUUCUAAGCCAUAGUGUGAAAAUGAGGCAGAAUUGGAAACGAGUCUUUGGGCACAAGCUCAAAAUUCAACUCUCUACUGUUAUACAGUUCAAGAAAUUAAUUGCCUGUUAUUCAAACAAGUGCUUUAUGAUACCAAAAAUAAUCACGCUGAAGACCGAAGACUGAAAAUCGAUGCUGAGGACAAACUUUCUAUGUUCAAUAACUUGACGAAAUUUAUAAUUUAACCCCUUUUGUAAAUUCGAAUCCGACACCAUACAUCAGAAGGGGUUGCUUCUAGAAUUUGCACAUAUCCAUUACAAGGCCAAGCCAAUCCAAACCAUGCCAAUCCAAAUAAAGUGAUAUGUUGGUUACUUGCCCUAAGAAAAAAUCACCUUCACCCAGUAAAUAUAAUAUUGGGUCAAACAGUUUUUGUAUGAAACACGGUGCGGAGUUUUUGUAUGGCAUAUGAUAAGCUAAUAAAAUAUUUAAAUUUGAUACUAAAAAUGCAUCACUGAGCUCUAAUAACAAUCAUCAUUCCAUUUCGAAAAAUUUCUGUUUUAUUCUGUUCUUAGCUUAUCAUACGCCAUAGUAAUCGAAGUAAUUCUCUCCCCUCCCCCCCUGAAUGCUCGCACACCCUUUAAUCCUUCUGUAAUUAGUUUGGUCUAAAGCUUAUCAAAGGUUUGUAGCCAGCGAAAAACAUCUGGAUCGGCAUUUGCGAUGUAAGCUGUUGCUUGAACUCCACACCUCAAAUUUCUGUUUAGAGUCGAUGCUGCAAUAUUCACAACCCCUUCUGGUGAAUGACGUCAUCCUAAGCACAUGAUCCGAGACGAGAUUGCAAGUUGAUAAUAAGAUGUAGAUAAUUAAUUGUAAAGAAAAACCGAAAUUGGAUUGCGAAUGAUAAUUAAAAAACGUAUUUGGCCAUUUGAUGGAGAAUCUGCAGAACUGUUAUUAUUUUAAGCAGUAGUAAUGUUUUAUGCAGAUGCAAGUCGUGUCUAGGAUAUCGGGCUUUUCACCGUUUACAAGUAGAUAAAAGUAUUUUUAGCGUUUUGUUUUAUCAUUUUUAUUAUUAGUUUGUAUAUUCUAUAGCAAAAUAUUAUCCUACGAUCUCAUAGAUAUAUUUUCACAGUCGCUUCAGUAGUUUUCUACUUAAUGUCCGAUUAUCAAACCUUUCUGUAGAUGUCAAAUUGUGAUGUCAGUUGUUGAACGUGUGUGACUUUUUAUGCCGGUCAGAUUUCUCCAGCCAGCAUUCCAAGCUUUCAUAGAUAAUUUUUAUUUAUCAUGAAUAUGAUUUUUGGCCGAUAUUCUUAGUAGCUGGACUGUAAAUAUUUACUACCUGAAAAUUUUUAGAUAAAUUUGUUAUAUUUGUGUAACAUUUGCAUAUUGUUGACCAGCCUAACGAAUUUUUUUCAUUGUUACUAUGCGCCAUUCUUAACAAUUAAGCCGGAUGUCAAUUAACCCAGCGAGACCCCAUUACUAAAUCUGAUAGUGUACUGUUUGAAUCACUGCAUACUGUUUGGAUUAAUAAUAUAUCUUAAUGGAAAAGGACAAGUUUAACUUUGCGUAAUUGUCUGUCAUUCCUGCAUUGUAAAGCGCUAAACGCUGUCCGUCCUGAACUAGCAAUUGCCCUAGAGAAAAGGAAGGCUUUGUACUUUGUUACCGUGAAGUCUUUUCGUCUCCAGUGCCCCCAUCCGAUUUGUAGAUGUAAAAGACAAGCAACUACUAACAAGUAUUUAACAGUUACCAUUUAUGGCAUUAUACUGAAAUCUGAGCGGCAUGUUCAUGUCAAUUGUCAAACGACGCUUCGAAAAUUGUUGUUUUUGGUGUUUUUGUGUCUUAUUUUUGGUACGCGUAUUUAUUCAUAACAUUGAAUUGGCUGUAAA